Molecule: messenger RNA, 888 nt
Organism: Anopheles moucheti
Lineage: Eukaryota; Metazoa; Arthropoda; Insecta; Diptera; Culicidae
Exons: 4
Coding region: 1-888 (295 amino acids)
Source: RefSeq, a predicted model, not a curated record
AUGGGACUCAACAUGCUUCUUUUGGGGCUCGUGUUAAGUAAUUUGGUGAUCUGUACCUGGGCAUAUCCGCAACAGUACCAACAGCACACGGUGGAACAGAGAAAGUUUGCGGAAAAACCGAACGCCAUUAAGAAAGUUGCUCUCGACGAUAUCGAUGAGAUACAGACCAACCAGAUACAAGAAGGUGGCUUUUCGUGGUCCAACAUGCUUGGACUGCUGAUGCAAAUGAUUUUCAACGGGGGAGGUGGUGGCGGCGGAAAUGUUCCGACCAAAUCUGACGACAUUGACAACGGUGUGUCAUCGUUCGGCCAGUCACCAUGGGCGAAUGUGAUUUCAGUUGGUUUGAAGAUUAUCACUACCCUGCUUGGCGGUGGCGGUGCUGGCGAUGGUAUUGAUAAAGUGGACAAUGGUGGAUCUCCGAUGCAGAACGUUCUAGCUGCAGUAUUCACAGCCAUGUUUGGCGCCAAAGAUCCGGACCAAGUAAAUACGAUGGCAAAACAGGCUGGAGAGUUCAUUAACAUCGUCGUAAAUCUGUUGGAUGCUCUGAAGACGUCAUUUUCGCAUCGCUCGUUAACCGCACGGAAUCUAGGAAAGAAGGACGUGAUCAGCGAUGCCACAGUGGCCAGCUUGAGCAUGAUGAAGGGCUACGUACGCAGCACACGCAACGCCGACGAUCGUUGCAUGCAAAAGUUUCUCUGUGAAGCAAAUAUUGACUGCAUGGGAGCGAUUGGCGGCUCAAGCAUAUUCUGUCAACUAGGCUCCUAUGCUACCAGCUACAUUCUAGAGCGACAGACAGGUAAAUCGUUCGAAAGCUUUUAUGAGGCUGGACGGAAUGGACGCUCCGGUUUCGAUUGCCGACAGCUGUAUCUGGAGUGCAACGAAGUAUAA